GUUUGGGAUUUAUAGGCGCGCGCGGUGCACACAGUAACCAUGCUUCAACCUGCUAGGAUUAUUCUUCUGAAAGAAGGCACUGAUUCAUCACAGGGGGUUCCACAAAUAAUAAGCAAUAUAACCGCUUGUGAAGCAGUUUCUGAUGCAGUCCGUUCCACGCUUGGUCCUCGUGGAAUGGACAAGCUUAUAAUUGAUGACAAAGGAAAGGCCACCAUAUCAAAUGAUGGAGCAACAAUUUUGAAGCUCUUGGACAUCGUUCAUCCCGCUGCGCGUACGUUAGUUGAUAUUGCACGUGCUCAAGAUGCGGAAGUAGGAGAUGGAACAACAAGCGUUACACUUUUGGCAACUGAGUUUCUGAAACAAGCAAAACCAUUCCUUGAGGAAGGAGUUCAUCCAUCUGUUAUUAUUCGGGCAUACCACCUCGGCGAGAAGAUGGCAUUAAAAAGAUUAGAAACUAUAGCUUGUCGCGUGAAACAAGAAAAUCAUAGUGAACAACGUGCUCUGUUGGAAAAGUUAGCUUCGACUGCCCUAAGCUCUAAGUUAGUAGCUGGACAUAAACAGUUUUUUGCCAAAUUGGUUGUUGAUGCUGUUAGUUUGUUGGAUUCAUAUCUGCCUUUGAAGAUGAUUGGGAUCAAAAAGGUUUCUGGUGGAGCAUUAGAAGAUUCAGUUCUGAUUGCAGGUGUAGCAUUUAAGAAAACUUUCAGUUAUGCUGGUUUUGAAAUGCAACCAAAAUCUUACAAGUCUCCGAAAAUUGCACUUUUGAACAUAGAAUUAGAACUAAAAGCUGAAAAAGAGAAUGCUGAAGUUCGUGUCAAUUCGGUAGAGAAAGUUGUUGAUGCGGAGUGGCAAAUUCUUUAUGAUAAGUUGGAUAUUUUGCAUAAACAAGGAGUUAAAAUUGUUUUAUCCAAGUUGCCUAUUGGAGACGUGGCCACUCAGUUUUUUGCUGAUCGCGAUAUGUUUUGCGCUGGUCGUGUACCUGAAGAUGAUCUAAAACGUACUCAAAUGGCUUGUGGUGGAAGCGUCCAAACAACUGUUCAUGGACUCACAGAUAGCGCGCUCGGAACUUGUGAAAUUUUUGAAGAAAUUCAGAUUGGAUCUGAAAGAUUUAAUAUAUUCAGAGGCUGUCCACAAGCUCAUACAUGCACAGUUAUACUUCGUGGUGGAGCGGAACAGUUCAUGGAAGAAACGGAAAGGUCGCUGCAUGAUGCUAUCAUGGUAGUUCGAAGAGCUGUUAAAAACGAUGCGUUUGUUGCUGGUGGUGGAGCCACUGAGAUGGAACUUAGUGGGUAUCUUCGCAAAGAAGCCCUUCAAAUCGGUGGGCGUGAACAGUUGUUGAUAAGCGCUAUGGCUAGAGCUUUUGAAGUUAUCCCUAGACAGUUGUGCGAUAAUGCUGGUUUGGAUUCAACCAUAAUUCUAAACCAACUUCGUCAUAGUCAUGCGAAAGGCGAUGUUUGGUAUGGUGUUAACAUUGAAAAGGAGUGUGUAUCUGACAAUUUUGAAAGUGGCGUCUGGGAACCAGCACUUGUAAAAAGCAAUUCUAUCAUAUCGGCUACUGAAGCUGCUUGUCUUCUGUUAAGUGUAGAUGAAACCAUCAAAAACCCGGAAUCAAAGGCUAAUGAAGAUAAUACACCUGUUCGACCUCCUGGAAUGAGGCAUUAACCAUCAUCUACGCCUUGUUUUUAAAUUAAUGAACUAAAAUAAAUCACCGUUUAUUAAUUUGUUCUUGCAAAUUUUUUCUGAAGUAUACUGGUCUAAUACCAUUCGUUUUAAUUCUAGAUUUCGGAAGUUUGUGUUACACUAAUUGUUUUUGUAGCUUAUUACUUAUUCAUCCUACUGGUUUUGGGAAUGUACAGUAAUACACUAUAACAACGAAGUUUCGAUUAUUUCAGUUUACGUAGUGCGAGAUACUGUAAACAAUAUUGGUCAUUUGUUGUCAGUUAGUGAAAGUAUUAUUUUUCCGACUGCGUUGUUGUUAAUGUUUACGUAUAAAUUUUGGACUUGAG
Molecule: messenger RNA, 2003 nt
Organism: Schistosoma turkestanicum
Lineage: Eukaryota; Metazoa; Platyhelminthes; Trematoda; Strigeidida; Schistosomatidae
Source: the annotation of a GenBank genome assembly